Molecule: messenger RNA, 991 nt
Organism: Galendromus occidentalis (western predatory mite)
Lineage: Eukaryota; Metazoa; Arthropoda; Arachnida; Mesostigmata; Phytoseiidae
Product: enoyl-CoA hydratase, mitochondrial
Exons: 2
Coding region: 28-900 (290 amino acids)
Biological process (GO): fatty acid beta-oxidation
Cellular component (GO): mitochondrion
Molecular function (GO): catalytic activity
Source: RefSeq, a predicted model, not a curated record
CAGUUACUUGAGCUCGACUGCCGGAAGAUGUCGUUUACUCGUGUUGCUUCUUUGCGCUUUCUAUUGCCUCGAGGGGUUCAGGUCAGUUCUCCAUCCACGGCGAGACUUUUGUCCACGACAAGCUAUGAAACCCUCCUCGUGGAAACUGUCGGCGAAAAGAAGAACGUCGGUUUGAUUCGCCUCAAUCGGCCAAAAGCUCUAAACGCUCUGAACUCGACGUUGAUGGGCGAACUCGGUGAUUGUAUCGAUGAUAUGAAUGAAGAUACAGCGAUCGGAUGCAUAGUCAUCACGGGCAGCGACAAGAGUUUUGCUGCCGGAGCCGACAUCAAAGAAAUGGCUGCGAAGACCUUCCAAGACUGCUACAAGUCACGCUUUCUGGAAAACUGGUCCCGAGUGUCCAAGUCACAAAAACCUGUGAUAGCCGCGGUCAACGGAUAUGCCCUCGGAGGUGGAAGCGAGCUUGCGAUGAUGUGUGACAUAAUUUACGCCGGUGAAAAGGCAGUAUUCGGCCAACCAGAAAUUUUGCUCGGCACACUUCCCGGUGCUGGAGGAACUCAAAGAUUGACGCUAGCCAUCGGCAAGUCUCGGGCAAUGGAAAUUUGCCUCUCCGGGAAGCAGUAUACGGCCCAGGAAGCCGACAAGUGGGGACUCGUAUCUCGUGUCUUUCCAGUGGAUCAGCUUCUGCCAGAGAGCAUAAAACUCGCCGAGAAAAUUGCGUCGAUGUCUCAGAUAAGCGUCGCCAUCUGCAAGGAAUCAGUGAAUAGAUCAUUCGAAAUGUCGCUUCAGGAGGGACUCGCUGCGGAAAAGAGAGCAUUCCAUUCAACGUUCGCACUCGAGGAUCGGAAGGAAGGCAUGAAAGCUUUCGUGGAGAAACGACCCGCCGAUUUCAAGAACAAUUAAGAACCUAGUUUCUCAUUCGCGGUUCUCUCUUUGUAAUUACCUCGUUUAGCAUAAAUUCACCAGUUUUACCAGGAUAACCUCAUUAAAUGAG